UAGGUAUUCACAUAUUUUACAGUAGAGUCAUUGGUUCCUCAACAUCAAGCCGGAUUUUAUAGAAGCCUUCCUCCGGUUAUGCAAGUCAAGUAUAUAAAAGCUUUAACUCCUCUCAUCAUGACGCCUCGUACCUUGUCUGAGCUAAGUUUGAAGAUGCGAUUUGCGCGGCGAAUCACUUUCUCGUCUUUGUCAUCCCCCACAUCAUAGGUAAUGCUACGCAUGAUAUUCGCUAUGGUCCACGCUAACACGAACCUACAUAAUGUGAUCUUCCGCUGAGCCUCAACCCCGAAAUACGUCUCGAGGUUAAAGGACCCUCGAGAAUUAAAAUUCCUCGUGGAUGGCUCUUCGAUGAACUCGUGUCUUGUCAUACACGGCAACUUACAUUUUAGGGUCUCACAAGCCACGCACCUUGAUGAAUCAAUCUGAAUCAUUCGGUGUCUAGAACAAUCCCUACAUGAUUCAUGCCCUGUCUUGCUUCGAAUUCAUGCUCUAGGUAGGGCAAGUAGCCGUUCGCCAGUAUCUGUCGCUUUUAUGUAUUUCCCUGUGUUUAAACAGCGGGAUCUAAUGAUAUUCCAUUUUUGACUGUUACCCUCAAUCUUCAAACUACCGCGCAGUGACGUCAAAUCACAGGCCUCAAGACCCCUAAAAUCCACCGAUAACGGCAAAACAACGGACCCCCACGUUCCGUCCCGAGCUCAGCUCCCAAAAUUUCUACGGGUCGGCUCGAAAGCUAUCUCAAACCCUGUGAUCGAUCUCAAUAUCACGAGGCACUGCAACUCAACACCAUUGGGCAAAGAUCGCGCGUGAUCUGACUCCCAGUUAUUGAUUUCCCACAUACUAUCGCUCGUCCGCUCAUUAAGAUCAAACUUUAUUCUACUUUCUUUUUUCGUAGCCUCGUCUGUUCUCAAGGGAUAAUAAUCAUGUCCAAGACUACUCUCGCUACUAUGGCCUGCCUAGGCGCAGGAGGUGGUGCUGCUAUCACUGCCGCCAUUUACUCCAUUCGAGGCGGUAAACGUGUCGAGGAAACCAAUACUCUAGCUACGCCUCCUCCAACAACCUCAAACUCUUUCGCCGCUCUUCCUGCUCCCACCGCCUCUCCCGCUGUUCCUCCCGCCCAAGUCUUCGGGCCUCCAGCCACUGCGCCGUCCGGCUUGCCAAUCGACCCCAGCGCAAUCGUCAACCCCGGGGGUCUUUUCGAGUACGGCUUUCCAGGCCCUAUCGCCGAUGUCGCUAAUCGCUCUGGCCUUGUCUCCUCCUACGAUCGUCGUACACGAAACCCUCACUGGGUCGUCGAACAUAUCACACCUGCUUCCCUUGCCAUUCGCGAUGGUGAUCGAAAGCACAGCAGCUUUCUUGAGGAUGACUCUGUGCCACAAAAGUUCCGGGCUCUGUUGAAGGACUACUACCGCAGUGGUUAUGACCGUGGUCAUCAAGUUCCUGCUGCCGACUGCAAAUGGUCUCAGAAGGCCAUGGACGACACAUUCUACCUCACAAACAUGUGCCCUCAGGUCGGUGACGGCUUCAACCGUGACUACUGGGCUCACUUUGAGGACUUCUGCCGUCGUUUGACAGUCAAGUAUCCCUCAGUUCGCAUCGUCACAGGCCCUCUCUAUCUUCCCAAGAAGGAGGCCGAUGGCAAGUGGUACGUCAAGUACGAGAUGAUCGGCACUCCUCCUUCAGUUGCUGUACCCACGCACUUCUACAAGGUGAUCUUUGCUGAGGACGGUCGCGUUGGUGGGAACGUUGCACUGGGGGCUUUCGUUCUCCCUAACGCUCCCAUUGCUAACUCAAAGCCUAUCACCGAUUUCGAGGUUCCUCUCGAGGCUGUUGAGCGUGCUAGUGGCCUUGAGUUUGCUACUAAGCUACCUCCCCAGCGAAGACGACGUCUGUGUUCUGACCACACCUGUGCUCUUGUGAUCCGAGACUUCGCGGAUAAGCAAAAGGCUUUUCCUAAGAAAUAAAAGGCUAGCAAGCAUUUGUAGAGUGGGAAAGGGAACAUUGGUCUCUGCAUAAGGGGAAUGAAUAAGCAUGAGAUGCUCUAUGGUUAGCUCUCAACGGAUUUAUAACAUACACGACUGCGUAUGAGAGCGUCACAGUUAUGUUACAUGUUUUGGCAUUUAGAAUUAUAUGCACCACCGAUAGCAUGUGCAUUUUGCCUAUGGGCUCAAAUGAAUGAUGGGUAUACAAAAGUUUUCGAUUGAUAUAUAUAUUACAGUUUUUGAAACCUGUGCCUGGUUCUGUAAGGAUACAAUGUAUUUUUGCUUAGUUGCAACCAGUUAGCAUUACGUAAACCACCAGCGCCAGAGGAUAUCGAAUCAUCGACGUUUCUUUUCUGCGUUUCCUCUAUCUCGCUCUCGUGUAUUUUCCUUGUCGCUGUUCGUGUCGCAAGCUCUCCUCUUGACUGGGUAGGGGAGCUCUCCGUCGGGCGUCUGCCUUGUCGGCGUCAAAUCCAGGCAUAGGAGGUGGUGGAACCGGCAUGGCAAAGCUUCCGGGCGGCGGAGGCAUGCUUCCCGGUGGUGGGAUAAGCCCAGGGGGUAAGGCUCCUGGAGGUAGGGCUCCUGGUGGCGGGAGGGGCACACCGGCCUUCUUCAUCAGCUCGAGGAGUUGAGCUGGAUCUGGAGGAUUCUUGGGAUCCAGGCCAGGUAAGGGGGGUGGCGGUGGACCACCGUUGAGUCCAGGUAAGGGGAAUGGCAGAGGAGGUGGAGGAGCACCUGAGCCGGCACCGACACCAGGAAUAGGAGGAGGUGGAAUACUUGAGCCAAGGCCUGGUAGGCCUCCACCAAGAGGCAGUCCAGGAAUGCCAGGCAGUCCGGGGACAGCAGCUUUCGGUGCGUCUUGGUCAACAAGAGCGUCCAUCUCGUCUUCCAUCUCUUGUUGUUCCUCCUCCUGUCGCUGACGACGGUUACCACGGCGGUCCCAGGUUCCUUGGGCCUCGGCCGCUGCUUCACCGAUAUGGUAGCGAUCCUGGAAAACAUCUGUAUCACCAGGUCUAGCACGGCUCCAGAAACGCGUAAUACGGUCAUUGGAUCCUGAUGCAAGGAUGUGUCCAAGAGGAUGCCAGUCAAGAGACCAAAUAGCAUAAUCAUGAGCAAAGGGCACCUUGUGCAUUGGCCAUACUGACUGAGCGGCUACUGAUGACGGUUCAGGGCUGUCGUAAGGAGCAACGGUGAAGGACUGGCCAGGAGGCGGGUUUGGUGAAUCGAGUAGGUAGUGGAAUAGCGAGCCGUCCAUACCACCAGUGCUGAGAAGAUUAGGAUGGAUAGGAUGCCAUGUAAGAGUAGAAAUAUCCUUCUCGUGACCUUUGAGAAGGCAAAUGUCACGCAUCAUGCGAAGAUCGAAAAC
Messenger RNA from Fusarium odoratissimum NRRL 54006, 3342 nucleotides. RefSeq names its product endonuclease G, mitochondrial. Gene Ontology annotation, cellular component: nucleus; mitochondrial inner membrane. The coding region runs from base 921 to 1961 and encodes 346 amino acids. Gene Ontology annotation, molecular function: metal ion binding; nucleic acid binding; RNA endonuclease activity. The record is from RefSeq and is a predicted model, not a curated record. NCBI's taxonomy places the organism in Eukaryota, Fungi, Ascomycota, Sordariomycetes, Hypocreales, Nectriaceae. The transcript has a single exon. Gene Ontology annotation, biological process: apoptotic DNA fragmentation.